UCAGGAUGACUACAUCAAAAACAUGGAGGGAAACAUGGGCUCUGAUGAAACCGUGGACACCACCAAGGACCCGUGCCAGAAUGUGAAGUGCAGCCGCCAUAAGGUGUGCGUCGCUCAGGGCUACCAGAGGGCCAUGUGUGUCAAUCGCAAGAAACUGGAGCAGAGGGUCAAACAGUCGGGGCAGCUGGAGGCUCAAGAAAACAGCUGCAAGCCUUGCCCUGUUGCUGCCUCCUCACCUGUAUGUGGCUCUGAUGGACACAACUACGCCUCUGAGUGUAAGCUGGAGCAGCAGGCCUGCCUCACAGGCAAAGAGCUCAGCGUCAUGUGUAGCAGCUUUUGCCCGUGUGCCACAGCCUCCGUCACCCUCACAAAUACUGACACAAAACGUGAGAGCUGCACCGGCCAGGACCUGGCAGACCUGGGUGACCGUCUGAGAGACUGGUUCCAACUCCUUCAUGGAAACGCAAAGCAGAAUAACUCUGGCAAGCUCAGAGCUGGCACCGCUUCAGCGCUGGACAAGAGCCUCGUUGCCAGCUGCAAGGACUCCAUCGGCUGGAUGUUCUCAAGGCUGGACACCAACAGUGACCUGUAUCUGGACCAGGCCGAGCUGGCUGCCAUCAACCUGGACAAGUACGAGGUCUGCAUCCGACCCUUCUUCAACUCCUGCGACAGCUACAAGGAUGGGAAGGUCUCUACCGCGGAGUGGUGCCUCUGCUUCUGGAGAGAAAAGCCACCGUGCCUCGCCGAGCUGGAGAGGAUCCAGGUGCAGGAGGCGGCCAAGAAGAAGCCUGGGAUGUACAUUCCCAGCUGCGACGAAGACGGCUACUACAGGAAAGUGCAGUGUGACCAAAGCCGAGGGGAGUGCUGGUGCGUCGACCAGCACGGUGGAGAGAUGAUGGGCACCAGAAUCCAUGGCAACCCUGACUGCGAUGAAGUGGCGGGAUAUUCUGGAGAUUUUGGGAGCGGAGUGGGAUGGGAGGAUGAAGAGGAAAAGGAGUCAGAGGACACCGGAGAGGAGGCAGAAGAGGAGGAAGAGGAGGAGGGCGAGGCAGACGACGGGGGAUACAUCUGGUAGAACUGUCUGACCUGAUGCGGAGAGCCGAGUCACAGCCACUGGCCUGAAAAUCUACAGGGAUGGCUCUCUCCUCACAGGAAAAGAUUUUGGGAUUGGAUCGAGGAGGCAUGGAGUUGUGUAUCAUCCUGGUGGGAUAUGUGGUGCUGGGCAGGUCCGGGGAUCAGACGAUGACCAGUUUUUGUCUUAGAUAUGUGUAAUUGCUUCAUUCUCUUGUCUCUGUUUUUUUUUUUUGGAGCAACAGAGCUUUUUGUUUUGCUGUCCUGAAAAGCAGGACCCACUGACUACUGCGCCAUAGGUAGCUCAAGUCCAUCAGAAUUCCUAUCUCGUCCAACCGCCAUCUAUGCAUAUAGAGAUUACCAGUUAUUUUGUAUCGCGUGAACAAUUGCUUGAGUAUUAGAGCCGCCAUCCCACUGGAAUGUCUAGAGAUCAGAAUUUAAGGGAAUUAUUUUACAUUUUCAGGAAAUAUGCUUGUUUGCUUUCUUGCCCAGAGAUUUAUGAUAAAUAUAAAGCUAGAGCAAAUAGACGGUUAGCUGUUAGCUUAGCAUAAAGACUGCAAACAGUUGGCUCUGUCUUAAGGGGAAAAAAAAUGAAAAAAUACAAAAAUUUGCCAAAAAGAAAUAGUCUAUACAUCCUAAGCAACUUACCGGCUGCUAAAUUAGUACAAAUAUAUGGUAGUAAAAAAAUGUAUGCUUCAUCCACACCAACUUCCACAGUGUAGGAAAACACUGCUAUCAUCAGAUGAAUGUCGACUUUGUUCAGCUGAUUCUGUAACAAGUGUAGCAUGAAAGCGUAGUAGAAUUUGCAAGCUAGCUAGCUAGCCAGCCGGUAACUAAAUGAGCCAAAUUUAACGACUUAAUGCAUCAUUCACACUCUUGUCACAAUGAAGUAAAGCAUAGUAAGGCUGCACUAGUUGAAAUAUGAGUGGGGGGAGAAAGAGGUGCAUAAAACCCUAUAAAAAUGCUAUUGUUUUUGACAAAUGAGAUAUAGUGUCUAUAUAGGUGAGCUUUAGAUGUGCUGGUAGGUGGAUUUUGUCACUUUUGGACAGAGCCAGGCUAUCUGUUAAAUCCUUGUUUCUCUCUUUAGGUAAUAUGUUACUGUUGUGUUUACAACUUGAUUCUGCUGCCCUCUAGUGGCCAAAAAUUAUUGCAGCUUUGAGCAAAGCUAACUGUCUCCAUCUAACUUUAUACUUACCAUGCAGACGGAGAGUUAUAUUGAUCUUCUCAACUAGUAAAUAAGCAUAUUUCUUCCUAAAUUGUUGAACUUUUCCGUUAAAGCAGUUCAGUGCAAUGUAGUUGUGUAUGUCCAAGCUGAUUCUGUAUAUAAAUCCAGUGUAAAUGAUCUGUGAAACAAGCCUCGAGGAUUUCAGGUUACUACAGUUUGAAGCUACCUUUAUGAUGAAGAUGCACCACAGCUCAUAGCAGUUUUUAAAUCUCACAGCUUUACGAUUUAAGUGGAUACACACAACUAUACAGGACCUACAAUUCCAGUUGGGUUACUUUUAUUGUAAACCAGUAGAAUGUACUUUAAUGGCCCAAACUGCACCUACAGUAGAAACCACUAGUCGGAAAUCAUGUCAAAGAAUGUGCCACAAUUAUGUUUUAUUCUGAGUUUGCAACUUGAAAAACUAUUUUAUGUUUAUAAAAAAAAAUGUGUGCAUUACUUGAAGUUCUGUGUGUAUACUUGAAUUCACAUUGUAAUUUUUUUCUAUGACAGUAUUGUUGCCAUAUCUUCAUUCAUGCUAUUGGUAGGCCGGAUAUUUGGUUGUUUUUAGUAUUGCAUGUUAGUAAAUAAGAAUGUACAUCUAGGCUGAGCACUUUACUAAUAAAGGCACUGGAGCCAAAGUG
This is a messenger RNA of Centropristis striata (black sea bass), 2919 nucleotides long. RefSeq names its product testican-2-like. Gene Ontology annotation, molecular function: protein binding; calcium ion binding. The record is from RefSeq and is a predicted model, not a curated record. Lineage: Eukaryota; Metazoa; Chordata; Actinopteri; Perciformes; Serranidae. The transcript is spliced from 9 exons. The coding region runs from base 23 to 1075 and encodes 350 amino acids.